UGUCAGUGUUUAUUAUGCAUCUAUCUUUACAGUAACUAAUUUGUUAUCAAUAUCUCUAUAGACUUAGUAUAGUAACCAUGGCAAGUUUAAGGAAGUGGCUUUUCCUGUACUUUAUUACCAAUUUUUAUGUUAUGGAAAUUAUGUGUACAGAAGACUGCAGAGAAGACAAAAAAACAAUAAAUAAGAUAAUACCGGCACAUUACAAGCCAAAUCCGCGGCAACCAUGGUCACAAAUUUAUGUUUCUGAGCAGAGGGAGGAAAUUAUCACCGGACUAAACAUAAGCUGCAAAAAUGUCAAAUUACCUUUACAUUAUGUCGUAAAGGGCUCUUGUAAUAACUGCACACAAAUACUUACAAUCUUGUCAUCAAAUCUAUCUGAAAUACCCCCAUCUUCUUUUGUAAAUACUAAAACUAUAUCCAGACUUAUAUUAAAAAAUUUAAAUAUUUUAAAACUUUCUCCUGGUGCUUUUGUUCAACGGUCGUUAGUAGAAAUUAAUCUGUCAAAAAAUCGUUUAUCUGAGAUUGGCUUAGGUGUUUUUAAUUCGUUGGAUAAUCUAGAAACUCUCGAUUUAUCUCUAAAUCAAAUAUCAAAGUUAGAAACCCAGUCUUUUAGUGGAAUGACAAAUUUAAAGUCACUAAAUUUGUCACACAAUAGUUUAUUGGCAUUUUCCUAUAAAGUUUUUGAUCCUAAUAUUCACCCGAUGGAAGCACUAGAUUUAGGUUUUAACCCAAUAUUACACUUAACAGUAGAAAUCAAUAUUAAGAUAGAGAGUUUAUUUUUAAAUAAUAAUGAGCUGAACGAGCUAAACUUUUGUCCCCAUCUAUUUAAUACCGUGAGUUUAAAAAACAACCACUUAAAAAAUCUCUCUUCAACUUUUUGUACCUCAAAAGGUAAUGAUUUAAUUUCUUUUGAUGUCAGUUGUAAUAAUAUUAGUAGCAUUGGUGAUUUUUACUUCGGAGAAGCUUUGAAGCUGCAAUCACUAAACUUAAGCCAUAAUAAUCUUAGUUUACUGUCACCAGGAGUUUUCUACAAUAUGUCGAAUUUAAAAUAUUUAAAUAUGUCAUACAAUAAUCUUAAAGAUUUUAUGUUCGGUACAUUUGAUAGUUUAAAUAAUUUAGAUACUCUAGAUAUUUCGAAUAACAAUUUUUAUACAAUAAGUGCCUCUUUACAUUCUUUGACUAGCGUAAACCAAUUAUUCAUACAAAAUAAUCAUGUUCAAGAUAUAAAUCCCGAUCAACUUCAAACAUAUUUUCCACAAUUAAAGAAAAUAUUUUUUGAUAAUAAUAAUCUAUCUUGUGAUAAUGUUGUUAAUAUUGUUCGAAAGCUCAAAGCUUCAAAGGUAGAAAUAUUACACAAUAAUUUACGAAAUAGCACUAACGUCCAUGGACUUACUUGUUUAGGUACACCAGACAUUGCUCUCAUACCGAAAACCCUUAAUAAAACAGACAAUGAGACUCUGAAAGAUUAUUUCGACGAAAUAAAAAACAGUAGUUUAUACCAGAUGCUUGAACACAUCUAUUCAUCAGAAAAAGGAAAAAAUGUCGGGUAUUCAAAAAACGUAACUUCAGAUAAAUCAUUAACUGACAAAUAUCUAGAAGACAAUUUAAAAAAUACCCAGAACUUUACCAAUUAUUUUAGAGAAUUUAUAGAAAAUCAGAAAAAAAUUGUUACCGCAGAUAAUGAAGUGAAUACAAAAUUGUAUAAAUAUAUACAUGAAUUAAGUCAUUCUCAGGAGACAAAGACAAAUAUUUUGGAUCCUGAAAAGCUAGCGUACACUGAAACUAGUGGAUAUAACAAAAUGGUACUAGUUCUGUCUAUUAAUACUGUUUUUAUAAUAUUGUUAUGUUUGAUAGCUCUACUCAUUGGCUAUGUUCUAUUUAAAAAUAAUAAUUCUAGAGCACCAAACGUAAGAGAACAUGUAGAGCUAUUAGAUAAUUGAUCUGAAUAUCCUCUUGAGGAUGUAGAGAUAUUCAGAACAUAAUCUAUUCUGAACAUAUAUUAUGUUUUAUGUUAUAUUGAUUAUUUUGUUAUGUUUUAUUAUGCUGUUUCAAUGACGUAUAAUUUAUAGACCCAGCAGUCGGCUAUGCUUGAUAUGUGUAUAAUAUGGUGUCAUAAAGACCUGUGCCAUGGAGGUUUGAGGUAUGUUUACUACAACAGUGGCAUACUCAUCGUUUAUUUUAUAAUGUGUUUAUUUUCAUCAAAAGGAAAUUUAUGAAAAAAGCAUUAGUUAGAAGAAUUUUUUUAAAUGUCUUUAAUAAUAAAAAACCACAAAUUAAAGUGAAAUUCGUAUUUCGUAUUCAGCGUAAUGUACAAUAAUUUAUUCAUUAAAUAAACAAAACGCCUUCACUUCCUAUCAACACAUAACGUAAUGUUUAUAAAACCAUCUAAAUUUUAAAAAUUACUUGCCUAAAAAGUGAAAAGGUUUCGCUUUUCAAAUUUCCGCGACCAAAGACAAGACACUUAAAUGGAAAUUUACUGAAAUAUUACAUUAAUAAAAAAUGCCCAAAUUUUAGAGAUUUAAAAUAAAAUGUGCUUUUCAGAUUAAAUAUGAUGACAAACACGACCAUGACGUAUAUACAGUGAGCACGUAAAGGUUGGAAUAAAUUCAUUUUCUCGAGAAUGGACUAUUUUGGAAAAAAAUUCCGAGACAGGUCGAUUUUUACUUGUAAAACACGACUUUUUGGCAUCUAUAUCAUACUAGUGACGUCACCUAUUUGGGCGUGAUGACGUCAUCGAUGAUUUUUUAAAUGAGAAUAGGGGUCAUGUGAUAGCUUAUUUGAAAUGAAAUUCAAUUCCCUAUGCAGUAACAUAAACAUUAACAUAAUU
Messenger RNA from Diabrotica virgifera virgifera (western corn rootworm), 2827 nucleotides. Its product is annotated as leucine-rich repeat-containing protein 15-like. Gene Ontology annotation, molecular function: protein binding. The transcript has 2 exons. The record is from RefSeq and is a predicted model, not a curated record. NCBI's taxonomy places the organism in Eukaryota, Metazoa, Arthropoda, Insecta, Coleoptera, Chrysomelidae. Bases 78 to 1940 code for a protein of 620 amino acids.